Mytilus trossulus (common blue mussel) is the source of this 2248-nucleotide messenger RNA. Its product is annotated as integrin beta-5-like. The record is from RefSeq and is a predicted model, not a curated record. The coding region runs from base 168 to 2018 and encodes 616 amino acids. Gene Ontology annotation, cellular component: integrin complex; cell surface; focal adhesion. The transcript has 21 exons. Gene Ontology annotation, biological process: integrin-mediated signaling pathway; cell migration; cell-matrix adhesion. Gene Ontology annotation, molecular function: integrin binding. NCBI's taxonomy places the organism in Eukaryota, Metazoa, Mollusca, Bivalvia, Mytilida, Mytilidae.
UCUCAAUUUUGUCAACGCAAAUAUGUGUAGAGUAUUUAGUGUCAAUUAUGUUUACUCUUGAUUUCACUUUGUGUGCCAAAACAAAUAAAUAACAGAAUUUACAAUCAGUCAAAAUAGAAAAAUAGUGACCGAAGGUCAGGGAAAUAUACACAGGAAAAUACAAUAUCAUGGAGUAUAUGGGUUUUAUACAAAUAUUUUUGUUUAUUUCCGUUGCAAUCUCAGUACAAGCUGAUGUGAAUGAAUGCAAUGCCCUUUCCUGUACAGAUUGCUUCUUACUAAACCCUAAAUGUGCAUGGUGUGCAUCGCCAGAUUUUCAAGGAGGGGAAUGGGAACGAUGCCAGAAUGUUCGAAAGUUUAGAAAAUCUUGUCCAAAGAAAGAGCUGUUUACUACAAAUGAAACUCCAAAUUUGCAGAAAAAUAAAAUUGAAGAAAAUUUAGUAAGCAUUUCAAAAGCGACCAUAAAUCUGCGUCAAAAUGCAUCCGUCUCGUUUCCCUUAACAGUUUUGGUGCCACGAAACACAAGAAGAAAGAAGGAAAAUGUAUUAGUAGGAGGUUGGAGAUCUAAUAAGAAGCCAGUAGAAUUAACAAUUGAUUCAGACUGUAAAAAUGGGAGAAGGAAAGGAAAUAAGUUUGUCUGCAGGAAACAAAAGAGGGGCGAAAAGGUGACGUUUGAACUGACAACUAGACUGAAAAACUGCAUUGAUAAACCAAGAGGACGAUACAAUAUUUUAGUGAAAAUAGGAAAGGCCAAGAAAAUAGUUAAAGUGGAUAUCAGAUAUGUUUGUCAAUGUAAAGUCAUUAACAACAGAAAUUUCGAGAAGAAGUGUUCAUAUAACACAAAACGAAAUGUUGGUGACGGAAAUUGUGUGUUACAAGCUACAGUUGUGGAGGCCCCACCCCCUCAGGAAGAGGAGAUUUUAAAUGUCAACCUCGAAUGUCCAUUUUCCGAAUCUGAGUCUGAGAGUAUGUGUCGUAGUCCUAGAACUGGUGGAGAAAAUACAGUUUGUUCUGGAAAAGGUCAAUGUGUUUGUGGAUUAUGUAGAUGUAAUGAUAUGUAUUUUGGCAAGUUUUGUGAAUGUUCUGAUCAGACGUGUCCACGACAUAAUGGCUUUUUAUGCGGCGGACGCAGUCAAGGAGAUUGCAAGUGUGGGGAAUGUGACUGUAAGGAGGGUUACACUGGUAAUAACUGUGGCUGUCCAACAACAAAUGAUACGUGCCUUGCCACGGACGGAAGCAUUUGUAAUAAAAAAGGAUUCUGUAUUUGUGGAAAGUGUCGAUGUAAUAGAGGCUACAGCGGGGCAACUUGUGAAGAUUGUCCGACGUGUGUUCCAAGUUGUCAGCGAUUCAAGCAAUGUGCCGAGUGUCUAGCUGAGGUUGGACAUAUUAUGCCAAGAUCGAUGUGUCGUACAGUCUGUAAAGGAGAACUUCCGGAAUAUUCUAUUGUACAAAAACUUUCAGGAAAAGAAGAUGCGAAAAUUUGCUAUUUUGUGGGACAAGAUGGCUGCCCACUUAAUUUUGAAGUAUUAUAUCUUUCAAAAGACUUUACAGCACCUGAAGUACGGAUAGAAAAAAGAACAGAAUGCAUGACAUCACAGAAAUGUAGAAGUGAUGACCAAUGUAUAGCAUCAAACGGAUCCAUUUGCAACAGAAAAGGCCAGUGUAAUUGCGGUUACUGCGAAUGUCAGUCUGGUUAUGGCGGUCCGACAUGUGAGGAAUGCAUGGGUUGCAAUGAUGUUUGUGAGCAAUACAGAAGUUGUGCAACGUGUGGCGCUCUAACCAAAUCUAUGCAAUGCAAAAGGGAGCGAAAGUGUUCUAAUAUCACAAAAGUUUCUACCUUGAAUGGAGACUUAGGACAAAUGUGUCAGUACAGAGAACCAGAAAGUCAAUGUAUAGUUAAUUAUGCUGUAAAAUUCAAAGAUAGUCAGGCUGAUAUCAGUGUCUUAGACCAAAUAGUUGGUUGUAAUAACGGUGACGGACCACUCAUAAGAGCAGACCUGGAGUUUGUUCCGAGUAAAUAGACCGUACCCAUUGUAGUAACUAUUUCAAGUGUAUGUUAUCAAAUAGUUCUACAAUAAAGGAAAAUCAUGAACUGUAUAAAUAUCUUCACAAUUUUCAACGUGCACUCAGAUACAAUUUUUAGAAAGCAAUGCAACUCAAACAUGAUGAUGUUUGUCAAAUACAAUGUUAUCUGUAUUUUAACAGAUGUAAAAUAAUAUUUUGUAAAUAAAGAAAAAGCUGUCUUAUAUUA